AUGGAACACACACUUUUGAUCUCUGGCGAGCGUGCCCACUUCACCAGGCUCGCUCUUGAUCUCAGCAAAAAGGAAUUGAGGGUUCUCGACAAUUAUUCAUCGCCCUUCAAUGCUUCCUGGGUUGAGUUCUCAUCUCGCAAAGGAAGCAUUGACCAUCUGAUAGGACUGUCCGAGGGCACCGAGUCCGGCCUGCUAUACACCUUCGACAUCGACCACGCGCAAAAGAGGACCAAAAUUACAAGCCAGCAGCCAACUCUAGGGGCACCUGCUCACUUCAUCACGCUCCGCGACAAUUCUGCGCUGGCACUGAGCACUUAUCUAGGAAGCUCUGUUGCCCUCUAUCCUAUUUCCAUUACAGACACGGACGGACCUGCACUUGCAGAUGUUCCCCGAACGGAGAUCAUGCCAAAAUUCCCCUACGAAGCGGUCGGGCACGGUCCAAACAAAGGUCGACAGCGACAAUGCCAUGUACAUCAAGUACUCGAGGAUAAGCAAGGUCUUCUGUACGCUCCAGACCUCGGAGCAGACCGCGUCUGGAUACUUCGUCGCGACGGGAUGAAUCUUGAAAUUUGUGGUUGGCUUCAAUGUCCUCCCGGGACAGGUCCUCGGCAUGCCGUAUUGACUCCUGAUGGCAUGUGCUCAGAAACCAUCAUGUACGUCCUCGGAGAGCUCUCGCAUACCGUUGCCGCAUUUGACUUGUCAACUUCCCCUGCAGAAGCAAUCCCCCCUAUCGAUGGCUUUGCACCCAACAUCAUUCCUCCAACUGUUCACCCCGACCAUCAGUUCACGAUGGAUUCCGCCGAGAUUUGCCUUCACCCCAGCAUUCCCAACGUGUUGUAUGCCAGUAACAGGUGGGAAAGGCACAUUGCACAACGCGUGCCUUAUCUCGAAAACGUUCCUGGGGAGCUGCCGCCGGGGGAUGCUGUCGCCAUCAUCUUACUCUCAAAUGACGGCAAAAAGGUGGAAACAAUCAAACACGUGUGGACGAAUGUCGAUGUCAUCCGCGGCAUGCGGUUCAGCGCUGAUGGCAAGUACAUUGUAGUAUUAGGGCAAGAGGGUGGCGGAGUCGAGAUAUACGAGAUCAGCGGGGAGAAAGGCGACUCGUGGACACUUGUGGCUGGGUUGAAUGAGGGCUUGGAAAGCGGCAUUAAGCAUGGUAUCUGGAUAUAG
Messenger RNA from Cladophialophora bantiana CBS 173.52, 1170 nucleotides. RefSeq lists its product as uncharacterized. NCBI's taxonomy places the organism in Eukaryota, Fungi, Ascomycota, Eurotiomycetes, Chaetothyriales, Herpotrichiellaceae. The transcript has 4 exons. The record is from RefSeq and is a predicted model, not a curated record. Bases 1 to 1170 code for a protein of 389 amino acids. Gene Ontology annotation, molecular function: protein binding; 6-phosphogluconolactonase activity.